Molecule: messenger RNA, 1527 nt
Organism: Fonsecaea nubica
Lineage: Eukaryota; Fungi; Ascomycota; Eurotiomycetes; Chaetothyriales; Herpotrichiellaceae
Exons: 5
Coding region: 1-1527 (508 amino acids)
Biological process (GO): ceramide biosynthetic process; sphingosine biosynthetic process
Cellular component (GO): endoplasmic reticulum
Molecular function (GO): pyridoxal phosphate binding; serine C-palmitoyltransferase activity
Source: RefSeq, a predicted model, not a curated record
AUGGACUCUCAUGACGCCCAAGAAUAUGUCACCAACCUGGCCAACAAUGCCGCCGAACAAUUCCAGAAAAUCCCUGGGUCCGCCAUCUUCCUUCGCUACGUGAAGUCCAGUUACCAGAACGACCCGAUCCGGUCUGCCGUCGAGCUCUUCCUGGUGCUGUUCGCAAUUCGAUAUUUGCUAGCUCCAAAGUAUUCGACCAAGCAGAAUUAUGUGAAGUUGUCUGAUGAGGAAAUCGACGAUUUGGUUGAUGAGUGGACGCCGGAGCCUCUGGUUGGGAAGACCACACCCUUCGAGGAAGCAGAACUGGAAAGGCACCCCAUCAUCGUCGGACCCAGUGGCCCCCGAACCAAACUGAAUAACGGCCGAACAGUGAUCAACCUAGCCUCGUACAACUUCUACAAUUUUAUCUCGAACGAAAACCUCAAAGAGCGGGCUAUUCAGACACUGCGUACUUAUGGAGUUGGGCCCUGCGGCCCGCCCGGUUUCUAUGGUACCCAGGACGUCCACAUGAAGAUCGAGGCGGACAUUGCGGCCUUCCUCGGUACUACGGCAUGCAUCAUCUAUGCUCAAGCGUUUUCCACGAUUUCCAGUGUCAUUCCGGCCUUUUCCAAGAGAGGGGACAUAAUCGUUGCCGACAAAGCCGUGAAUUAUGCCAUUCGAAAGGGUAUACAGAUUUCCAGAAGUGCAGUCAGAUGGUAUGAACACAACGAUAUGGAAGAUCUACAGAGGGUGCUGGCCAAGGUUACCAAGGAACAAGCCAAAAAGCCGCUGACAAGACGGUUUAUCAUUACUGAGGGACUGUUCGAGAAUGUUGGUGAUAUGGUUGAUUUGCCCAAAAUUAUUGAGUUGAAGCUCAAGUACAAGUUCCGACUGAUCCUUGACGAGACGUGGUCGUUUGGCGUCUUGGGUCGAACUGGUCGAGGUGUGACUGAACACCAGCACGUUGACGCAGCAGAGGUGGACAUGAUUGUCGGCUCAAUGGCAGGUCCUUUGUCGGCGGCAGGAGGUUUCUGCGCGGGGUCGGAUGAAGUUGUCGAGCACCAGCGAUUAUCUGCGGCCUCGUAUACCUUCUCUGCAGCGCUGCCAGCCAUGUCCGCUGUCACGGCAAGCGAGACCUUGAUGAUGUUGCAGACUCAGCCGGACUUGUUUUUCCAAUUGAAAGAGAAUAUCAAGGCCAUGUGGCAGCAGCUUGACCCGCGAAGUGAUUGGAUGUACUGUACAAGUGCACCCGAGAAUCCAAUCAUGUUGCUGGUGCUGAAGCCUGAGGUGGUUUCAUCACGGAGGUUGACGUUCGAGGAUCAACAACAAUUGCUGCAGGACAUCGUGGACGAGUGCCUCGCGCAGAACGUUCUCAUCACCCGGGCCAAGUCACUCCCCGCGGGACCCUCAGGCACCAAGACCGAUAUUUUUACGCCGUUACCUGCUCUCAGGAUUUGCAUAACCAUCGGCUUGACCAAGAAAGAGAUCGAGAAGGCAGGCAUCACGAUUCGGCACGCAAUUACGAAAAUCCUUACACGGAAACGGUGA